Molecule: messenger RNA, 2803 nt
Organism: Pezoporus flaviventris
Lineage: Eukaryota; Metazoa; Chordata; Aves; Psittaciformes; Psittacidae
Gene: BMPR1A
Product: bone morphogenetic protein receptor type 1A
Exons: 13
Coding region: 472-2073 (533 amino acids)
Biological process (GO): cellular response to growth factor stimulus; dorsal/ventral pattern formation; BMP signaling pathway
Cellular component (GO): plasma membrane; signaling receptor complex
Molecular function (GO): transforming growth factor beta receptor activity, type I; ATP binding; SMAD binding
Source: RefSeq, a predicted model, not a curated record
CGCGCCGCGCUGGGAGCUCUGCCGGGACGGAGCCUGCGCCGAGCCCGGGCCGCGCCGUCCCGCCCUCGCCCCACAGGCACCCGCCUUCGCCCCCGUCUCACCGGAGCCGUCGGGGCCCCGGAAACGGUCUGCGGAGCGCGGCGGGGAGCGGGCCCCCUCCACCUUCGCUUUCCCUCCGGCCUCGGAGGAUGAGGAGCACCGACCGCCGAUCAGUAGAAAUAUGCAUCUCCAUAAUAUUACCUUUGAACUAAUGAAGUGGAAGUACAGAUGAAAACAGUCUGGAGGAAGCUUGAAGUACACUACAGUUUCAUUCAGUUUCCCAAUUCUGAGGAAACGAAGUUGGAAAAGUUACAAAAGCAUCUUUCCAGUCAAGCACCAAAUCUUGUAUUAGGCUUCACCGAACAGGCUAAGCUUAACAUUUGUCAAGCAGAAGGACCAGUUGCCUUGCACAGGAAGGAUUAAAAGUGAACAAUGACUCAAUUGAGAGUUUAUGAGCGAUUGCUUGGAGCCUAUCUGCUGAUCAUUCUCUGUGUUCAAGGUCAAAAUCUUGACAGCAUGCUUCAUGGCACAGGAAUGAAGACAAAUCCUGACCAGAAGAAACAAGCGAAUGGAGUAACACUUGCUCCAGAGGACACCUUACCUUUUCUUAAGUGCUACUGCUCAGGACAUUGUCCAGAUGAUGCUAUUAAUAACACAUGCAUAACUAAUGGGCACUGCUUUGCUAUCGUUGAGGAAGAUGAACAUGGAGAACCCACACUUGCUUCUGGCUGCAUGAAGUAUGAAGGUUCAGACUUCCAGUGCAAGGACUCACCUAAAGCACAGUUACGUCGAACAAUCGAGUGCUGUCGGACUGAUUUCUGCAAUCAGGAUUUACAACCAACAUUACCACCACUUGACAGUACAGAUGGGCUCUUUGAUGGCAGCAUUCGUUGGAUGGCAGUGUUGAUUUCUAUGGCAGUCUGCAUAAUUGUCAUGAUCAUCUUAUUUAGCUGCUUUUGUUACAAGCAUUACUGUAAGUCGAUGGCAAAGAGGCACUGUUAUAAUCGUGACCUGGAGCAAGAUGAAGCAUUUAUUCCAGCUGGGGAGUCAUUAAAAGACCUUAUUGACCAGUCACAGAGUUCUGGGAGUGGAUCAGGACUACCGUUAUUGGUUCAGCGCACUAUUGCCAAACAAAUUCAGAUGGUGAGGCAAGUUGGAAAAGGACGAUAUGGUGAAGUGUGGAUGGGCAAAUGGAGGGGUGAAAAAGUUGCAGUGAAAGUGUUCUUCACCACAGAAGAAGCUAGUUGGUUUCGAGAAACAGAGAUUUACCAAACUGUUUUAAUGCGUCAUGAAAACAUCCUUGGUUUCAUAGCUGCAGAUAUUAAAGGCACUGGCUCCUGGACACAGCUGUACUUGAUUACAGAUUAUCAUGAAAAUGGAUCAUUGUAUGAUUUUCUGAAAUGCACUACGCUAGACAACAGGGCUCUCCUCAAACUGGCAUAUUCUGCUGCAUGUGGUCUGUGCCAUCUACACACAGAAAUUUAUGGGACCCAAGGCAAGCCUGCCAUUGCCCACAGGGACCUGAAGAGUAAAAACAUCUUGAUAAAGAAAAACGGAACCUGCUGCAUUGCAGACUUGGGUCUUGCAGUCAAGUUUAACAGUGACACAAAUGAAGUUGAUGUUCCGUUGAAUACUAGAGUGGGAACAAAACGUUACAUGGCUCCAGAGGUCCUAGAUGAAAGCCUGAAUAAAAACCAUUUCCAGCCAUACAUCAUGGCUGACAUUUACAGUUUUGGGCUGAUCAUUUGGGAAGUGGCUCGACGCUGUGUCACAGGAGGUAUUGUUGAAGAGUAUCAGUUGCCAUAUUAUGACAUGGUGCCAAAUGAUCCAUCCUAUGAGGACAUGAGAGAAGUGGUGUGUGUCAAACGCCUACGCCCAGUAGUAUCGAACAGAUGGAAUAGUGAUGAAUGUUUAAGAGCAAUAUUGAAAUUAAUGUCUGAAUGCUGGGCUCAUAAUCCUGCUUCGAGGCUCACUGCCUUGAGGAUCAAGAAGACACUUGCCAAGAUGGUGGAAUCACAAGAUGUAAAGAUUUGACAUAGAAAAUUGACAUUGGAGAGCAAAGCUGGACUCCUAGAUCUUUUCACUCAAAUACGAGUGAGACCUAUGUGGAAAGAGGAAAUAACUGAGAUUCAGUAUAUUUUCUCAGCACACUUCUACAGGCUGCUAAUAAAAUCUUUCAGUACGUCAUAGACCGUGAUACUGAGAGCCUCUAUACACUACGUGCUACAUAAAUAGACAGCCUUGAUAAAAUUCACAUUUUGGUUUGUUUGAGCUGCAUUGAGACUUCAUUCAUACAUAGUGAGUCUCCAGUAAAACUCUGGGUACUGAAUUGAAUGUUCAGAUUACAGUGCUUUCUGUGAAAGCCUCACAAGCUAUAUGGAUUCAACAGAGAUGGAGAAUAUAAGCUUUUUCUUUUGUUUUUGCCUUCUACCUGAUAAAACCUAGUCAAUCCAUACCAAGUUUUUGUGAAACAGGCUGUAGGUUAUGAAUCUGUUUGCGAUACUACUCAGUUUAACAGUUGCCUUUAUGUGUGUGCCAGGAUUAUUUUGCUGUCAUUUGGAAUAGAUAAAUAAUUAAAUGAACAAAGUUUUACGAUCAGGGUUCCAUGCAUUUUGUAGCUCCACAAUCAAGAGAUUUGCUACAGAAUCCUUGCUAUUAAGUUAUCUUCCUAAAUCUCAGUUUUAAUUUUAUUUCAGUUUUAUUUCUGUUCUUGUUUCGGUCAUAAGGAGAACUGCAAAAACAUUAACAAAUUAAGGCGUACCUA